Molecule: messenger RNA, 3785 nt
Organism: Bombina bombina (fire-bellied toad)
Lineage: Eukaryota; Metazoa; Chordata; Amphibia; Anura; Bombinatoridae
Gene: GLT8D1
Product: glycosyltransferase 8 domain containing 1
Exons: 10
Coding region: 117-1232 (371 amino acids)
Cellular component (GO): Golgi apparatus
Molecular function (GO): glycosyltransferase activity
Source: RefSeq, a predicted model, not a curated record
CACCUCCAAUGCUGUUGUGUUGAGUUGGCAUUUGGCUGCAGCUGUAUUAGAACCAGGGACGCACUAUAUGGGAAGCAUUGGUUGUAAUUGACAAGGAAGAAUACAUUUAAAAAAAAAUGACGUUUCGAAAAGUCAACAUAAUCAUAAUCCUCCUGGCAGCAGUGGUAUUUUUGUUGGUUUUGCACCAUAACCUUUUGGGUCUGAGUGAUUUCUUGAAGAGACAAAGCUCAGAUACCAGUCCCUUAGAGUUUCAGCGAAUAGAUUUUUUACCGGAGGCUCCUGAUAGAGCCCCUGAAGAGAAGAGUGGUGCAGUUGUGUCUGUGGUCAUCACAGCUAUAGAUGACAGACUGGGAGGUGUCAUUGCUGCUCUUAACAGCAUCUCUAGCAACACCAAGUCGGAUGUAAUGUUUUAUGUUGUUGCCAUGAAUGAUACUAAAGAACAUUUAAGAUCUUGGCUUCAGAAAACUGACCUUAAACGGAUUAAAUAUAAACUAUUAGAAUUUGAUCCUCAUGUUCUUCAUGGGAAAGUUAAAAUUGGAGCAGGUGCAGACCCUUUAAAGCCACUGACUUUUGCGAGAUUCUACUUGCCUGACCUGGUUCCAAAUGUUGAAAAAGUGAUAUAUCUGGAUGAUGACGUAAUUGUACAAGAUGAUAUUUCAGAGCUUUUCAAUACGCCAAUCAAACCAGGGCAUGCAGCAGCUUUUUCAGAAGACUGUGAUUCGAUUACUUCAAAGUUUCUUAUCAGAGGUGCAGGUAAUCAGUACAACUAUAUAGGAUUUCUCGAUUAUAAGAAAGAAGUAAUACGGAAUCUGGGAAUGAAGGCAAGCACAUGUUCUUUUAAUCCUGGGGUCUUCGUUGCAAAUUUAACAGAGUGGAAAAUGCAGAACAUCACACAGCAAAUUGAAAAAUGGAUGGCACUUGAUGUUGCGGAGGACAUUUAUAGUAAGAGUCUUGCCGGAAGCAUCGCUGCACCACCGCUGUUAAUUGUUUUUUACAAGAUCCAUUCUAAUAUCGAUCCUAUGUGGCAUGUAAGACACUUGGGUUCGAAUACAGGAAAACGCUACUCUCCCCAGUUUGUGAAGGCUGCAAAACUCCUUCAUUGGAAUGGUCAUUUUAAGCCAUGGGGCAGAGCUGCUUCAUAUUCAGAAGUAUGGGAGAAGUGGUAUAUUCCUGAUCCUACCGGAAAAUUUUCUCUUGUUCGGAGACAUGGUGAGGCUGAAGAAACCAUGUGAGCUCAGUGGAGUUCUAAUGCUAUGAACUUCUGUUACAAGACUGUUCAAUGAUCUUGUGAAAUCAGUAUUUUCUCAGGAAACAUAAGCUGAUAAGAAAAAUAUUUUCCUAUUUUGGAUUUAAGACUCUAUGGGAUUUACAUCUUUUUUUUUUUUUCACCCUCUAACCUUUUGGGUUAUUUUUUUCUGUGUUUAUCACUAAUCAAAUCCUGUAACCAUCACUUAAUUUAUAAUCCUAGCUAGUAUACCAGUGUAUUUGCUCUGAGAUCACCAACAUAAGAAAUCCAUGGUGAUGUUCAUUGAACAUCUCUUCUGGAUAAGAUAAAUCCUAGACCGCCCCCCUCCCCGGUGUGCCCUCCCCGCACUAAUACCUAUACACUCCUCUCUUUCCUUUGUUCUCUAUCUCUCUAUAUAAUUGUAUUCACAUAUUGACAAAGUAGCUUAACAUGGAUUUCUAAUGUUGGUGAUUCAGCAGUGGAUACAUUGGUAUGGCAGCCUGUGGAUCAGAGCUUUUUGAGCCUUCAAACCCAGCAAAUGGAUAGAAGGGUCCCAAAUUUGGACAGACAUAACUUGAAAUAUCGUCAGCUCUAUAGUGUGGGUAGUGGUCAAUAGGUUAAAGGGACACUAAACCCAAUUUUUUUUUCUUUCAUGAUUCAGGUAGAGAAUACAAUUUUAGAAAACAUUCCAAUUUACUUCUAUUAUCUAAUUUGCUUCAUUGCUUAGUUAUCCUGUGUUGAAGAAAUAACAAUGCAAAUGGAUGAGCCAAUCACACGAGAUAUCUAUGUGCAGCCACCAAUCAGAAGCUACUGAGCCUAUCUAUAUAUGCUCUUCAGCAAAGGAUAUCAAGAGAAUGAAGCAAAUUAGAUAAUAGAAGUAAAUUACAAAGUUGUUGAAAAUUGCACACUCUUUCUAAAUCGUGAGAGAGAAAAAAUGGAUUUCAUGUCCCUUUAAGUUUGCGUGGGUUACUCUAGCAUUACAGAAGUGGAUGUGGUCAGAAUCUUGAAAUUUUUGGCACAGAAAUGUUGGACGAGAUCUAUAGCUUUCUAUUUAAAAAAUAUUAAGAGAAAACAAUUGGAAGGGCUCAUAUUUGGAGUUGUAUCUGUUGCUUUCAUUUCCAGGCAUUGAUGGGAAGGCUUGUACAAUGAGGGGAAAAAGAGGAAGAUGGAAGAGCUAUAGGGCUCCAUGUACGAAGCAGCGAAAGCUGCUCCGGAGCCUUUGCGGGGCAGGUUCGCAUAUGCGAGCCUGCUUCCUGCAAUGUAAGAAGCAGCGGUCAUUAGACCGCUGCUUCCUAAAGCCUACGCUACCUCUUAGGUGGCGAAGCAAAAUCACCAAGAGCACGCUCGCUCUCGGUGAUUGACAGCCCCUUCAGUCGCGUGAUUGGUCGUGUGAUUGAAGGAGCGGGCAUUACACACUCCGAUGAGUGUGUAAUGGUACAUACAGGCAAGCGGAUCAAUAGAUCCGCUGCCUGUGUGUAACGGAGGCGGGCGGACAGCUUUGCGAGUUAAGAAGCUGUCCGCCCGCCUCUUAGUACAUGGCGCCCAUAGUAUUAAAGUCUGAGUUGAUCUUGUAUUGUAUCCCCUCACCUUCAGUGCUCAGAUUUUUCACUGAAAUUGGAUUUUUUUAUACACAAUUGAUCUUGAUAUGUCACCAGCCAUUGUUCUAAUCCUUGCAGGAUUUUAAAAGAUUAAGCAUUUUGUAAUCAUGAUACAUUUCAUUAGUGAUUGUAAUUUUUAUUUUCAAUUAUAUUACAAUUUCUUUUUAAAUGUAUUCUUUCCCAUAGACUCAUUUCGAUAAAGAAAAGGUAAUCAUUAUUUAGAUUUUUGGUAGCAGUAAUCCAUUUAUGAAAUGAUUAUUUAUGUCUGUAGCGCAUGCUUGAUAAUCUUAUCAAAGGACUGCACUUUCUAAGUAAAAAAUCUGUUAUUUGUAUAUUUUAUCACUGUAAAGGAACAUUUGCAUGUUCCAUUGUAAGACAUUAUACUAGACAGUUUCACUUCUGUUAAAACGUAGGUCACAUUACUGUUUACAUUUUGAUAUUACAAAUAAAGGGACAUGAGUCUUGAUUCAGAUAGAGCGUGCAAUUUAAAGGGAUAUGAAACCAAAAAAUUAUCUUUCAUCAUUUCGAUAGAGCAUGUGAUUUUCUCAUUUCUAUUUUCAAUUUGUCAUGGUUCUCUUGGUAUCUUUUGUUGAAAAGCAAGAACGUAAUCUCAGGAGCCUGCCCAUUUCUGUAGCGCUAUAUGGCAGCAGUUUUGCAAGAAUGUUAUCCAUUUGUAAGAGCACUAGAUGGCAGCGCUAUUUCAACAAGGAAUAUCGUGGGAACCAAGCAAAUUUGAUACUAAAAAGGUCAUUUGGAAACUUUUUAAAUGGUAUGCGCUGUCUGAAUCACACAAAAAAUUGACUUUCAUAUCCCUAUAAAGAUAGGUUUACUGCUAUUUUUUACUUUUUAAUAUCCUUUGUUAAAAAGCAUACCUGGAAACGAGAAAAAGAGAGGGGGAGAGAGAGAGAAAAAGAGAGGGGGAGAGAGAGAGAAAAAGAGAGGGGGAGAGAGAGAGAAAAAGA